AUGGUGGCGAUAGUGCCAACCCCCCCUCGUGCGGCUUUUGGUGCCGCUAUUCGGGUUCUCGCGCUUCAGUCGAGGGUCGACUGCGCUUCGCCCCGCUCUCCGGGCGCUGCUUCUUUUCGGGACCAGACGGCGUGCCAUUCUACCGGCCGCGUCGGACAUAAUAAAAUAUGGCUAUUCUGCGUCCCUUAUUGUAUCACUGUUCUGGGUAUAUUUGUGACAUUUUGCAAAACGCGGAAAAAUUGAUCUUCAUUUCUAGCCACACUGCCCUAGAAGAGCCCUCCCCCGGCCACCGUUGAGCUGCUCACGACCACGGACAUGGCAGGUGCACUGGCUGCCCUCUUUCAGUUACCAAUACAAUAGACAGGGUUUAGGAAAAAAGUCUGUGUUCAGACUUGGCGCGCUAGUUCGACUGUUACUUCACUACAAGACCGCUUUUUGUGGCCCGCCCUGCACACACGCAUCGGGAAGUAGUAGUCUUAUUAGUGUAGUGCUAUGGUGGAGGGUUAACUGCUCUGCGGUGCCCGAGUCUGUCGAGCACAAGUA
Messenger RNA from Amoebophrya sp. A120, 543 nucleotides. The record is from the annotation of a GenBank genome assembly. Lineage: Eukaryota; Dinophyceae; Syndiniales; Amoebophryaceae.